AUGACACAUGAGAAUUUGGAGUAUCAGAACAUUUUCAUUACAAACGCAUUUUUAAUAGUUCACCAGAUGAUUCCUAAAGAAGAGAAACCAUUUGUGGAGAGCUUAAAACAUGAGACACAUCUUACUGAACACCAGGGGAGUACUACAGGAGAUAAACCAUAUAAGUGCUCUGAAUGUGACAAGAGUUUUUCAUAUAAAGCAAAAAUGUUUCAACACCAGAUGAGUCACACUGGAGAGAAGCCAUUUAAGUGCUCUGAAUGUGAAAUGGGUUUUACAUUGAAGGCAAAUCUUAUGAGACACCAAAGGAUCCACACUGGAGAGAAACCAUUUACAUGUUCAGAAUGUGGAAAGGGUUUUACAUUGAAGGCACAUCUUACUCAACACCAAAUGAAUCAUACUGGAGAGAAGCCAUUUAAGUGCCCUGAAUGUGAAAAGGGUUUUACAGCGAAGGCAAGUCUUAUGAGACACCAAAGGAUCCACACUGGAGAUAAACCAUUUAAAUGCUCAGAAUGUGACAAGAGCUUCACAGAAAGGAAAACUCUUGUUGCACAUCAGAGGUUCCACACUGGAGAGAAGCCAUUUAAGUGCUCUGAAUGUGAAAAGGGUUUUACAUCGAAGGAAUACCUUAUGAUACACCAGAGGACUCACACUGGAGAGAAACCAUUUAAAUGCUCAGAAUGUGACAAGAGCUUCACAGAAAGGAAAAAUCUUGUUGCACAUCAGAGGUUCCACACUGGAGAGAAUCUGUUUUUUUGUUCAGAAUGUGACAAAUGUUUCACCAGGAAAGUUCAGCUCAUUGUUCACCAGAGAACUCACACUGGAGAGAAACCCUUUAAAUGCUCAGAAUGUGACAAGAGCUUCACACGAAAGGGAACUCUUGUUGAGCACCAGAAAACCCAUACAGGAGAGACGCUAUUUAGAUGUUUAGAAUGUGACAAGUGCUCUGAAUGUGAACAGGGUUUUACAUCAAAGGAAAAUCUUAUUGAACACCAUACGAAUCACACUGGAGAGAAACCAUUUAAGUGCACAGAAUGUUAUAAGAGCUUCAUAACUAAAGAAAGUCUUGUUGAACAUCAGAGGUUGCACACAGGAGAGAGACCAUACAGGUGUUCAGAAUGUGACAAGCGCUUCUCACAAAAGAGCAAACUUAAGGCACAUCAGAGGAUCCACACAGGAGAGAAACCACACAGGUGUUCAGAAUGUGACAGAUGUUUCAGGUUAAAGACGCAGCUUACUGGUCACUUAAGGACUCACACUGGAGAGAAACCAUUUAAAUGCCCAGUUUGUGACAAGGGCUUCGCACAAAAGGUAAAUCUUAUUAGUCACCAGAAGAUCCACCAUUGA
Molecule: messenger RNA, 1344 nt
Organism: Nanorana parkeri
Lineage: Eukaryota; Metazoa; Chordata; Amphibia; Anura; Dicroglossidae
Product: gastrula zinc finger protein XlCGF26.1-like
Exons: 2
Coding region: 1-1344 (447 amino acids)
Biological process (GO): regulation of cytokine production; negative regulation of transcription by RNA polymerase II; regulation of immune system process
Source: RefSeq, a predicted model, not a curated record